CGGACUUGUUUUGAAUACGCACCGAAAAGCCCGGGUCAGACGAGCAUGGAGGAAAAUGAGGACAGAGAACAGAGCCAGUUCAGUGUCCUGACCGGGUAACUAAUGUGGAGGAGCUUGCUGCUGAAGGGCACCACCUGUCUCUUGCAGGUGGCAGACCCAAAGUUUCUCCACCAAAGACAUUUUUCAUCUCUGUGUUUGAGACUUUUCCCUCACAGGAUCAUUCACAGGCCUCCUGAGGCUCCGUGUGUCCCAAGGCUUCGGGGCACAGGCUGCCUCUUGGCACACAGAGGGACCAGGGCGUAUAAAAAGGAUGCAAAGUCUACUGUGGAGUUCCCAGUGAGCCCCAUCACAGUCACAGAUAUCAAACAGUAUAUACGCUUCAAAGACAUCCCCUUCCACGAUGGCUACAGCUGCCUCCACAUCCCGAGCAUCUUCGUCGAUUCGUCUGCCAGGAAGGACAGUUUCUCCCUGUUCAUCAACAAAACAACGGGCCAGUUUCUGUGUAAAGACACACUGGUGGAAGGCAGCUGGGAGGAUUUUCAGGACUGUCUGGAGGUGAUGCAGAAGGAGGGGCAGGAUUUCCUCAGCCCUCAUGUGCUGCUGGGAUAUCCAGAGAGUGUGGAGGAGCAGGAGGAGAGGGAGAGGGAGCUGAGAGAGGUGCAGAGGAUCUGGUCCAGCGCUGUGCCCCUCACUGACCUCCCUGAAGACGAGGCUCAGCUGAUUAAAACCAUGUUCCAGAUCACAAAGGUCUCUAAUGCAACCCUCAAGAAGUUUGGCGUGAGGCUCUUCAGGCCCACCAAGAGUCUGGUUUUCCCCUGGUUCGGUGGAUCCAACUCCUCCUUAAAAGGGGUGAAGCUCAUCUCCGCCCAAAACACAGACACUGAGAAAGUUACAUAUACUGAAGCUACAGUCCCAAAGUGUAGUUCUUACCACAACCUGUUUGGCCUCCCCCUGGUGGGCCGCAUGGACUCUGAGGUGGUUGUGACUGGUCAUGAGCUGGACACUCUGGCUGUGAGUCAGGCCACAGGACUCCCCAGUGUUGCUCUUCCACGUGGGAUCAGCUGCCUUCCUCCAGUCCUGCUGCCCUAUCUAGAACAGUUUAAGCGGGUGACGCUGUGGCUGGGAGGCGACAUUCGCUCCUGGGAGGCGUCAAAGAUCUUUUCUCGCAAGCUGGGUCUUAGGCGCUGUUCUCUGGUGCGACCCGGGGAGUACCAGCCGUGUCCUGUAGAGGCGCUAGCACAAGGGAAAAACUUAAGCCGCAUCAUCAAAGCCUCCAUCCCAGCGGCCCAUAAGUCCAUAGUGUCCUUCAAGCAGCUCAGAGAGGACGUGUACGGGGAGCUGCUGAACACAGAGCAGGUGGCUGGAGUGAAGUGGACGAGGUUUCCCGAGCUGAACCGGAUCCUAAAGGGACACCGCAAGGGGGAGCUCACUGUUUUCACGGGUCCUACUGGCAGUGGGAAGACCACCUUUAUAAGUGAGCUGGCCCUGGACCUUUGUAUUCAGGGUGUCAACACUUUAUGGGGCAGCUUUGAAAUCAACAACGUGCGUCUGGCUAAGAUCAUGCUCACACAGUUUGCCAUGCAGAGGCUGGAGGAGAACCUGGAGCAGUACGACUUCUGGGCAGACAAGUUUGAGGAGCUGCCGCUCUACUUCAUGACUUUCCAUGGGCAGCAGAACAUCAGGACAGUGCUGGACACUAUGCAACACGCUGUGUAUCUCUAUGAUAUUAACCAUGUCAUAAUUGACAACCUGCAGUUCAUGAUGGGGCAGGAAAACCUCUCAGUAGACAAGUUUGCGGUUCAGGACCACAUUAUCGGGGCAUUUAGGAAGUUUGCCACCAACACCAGCUGCCACGUAACUCUCAUCAUUCACCCCAGGAAAGAGGAGGAUGACCGUGAACUGCAAACAGCAUCUAUCUUUGGGUCUGCCAAGGCCAGCCAGGAAGCCGACAACGUCCUCAUUUUGCAGGAGAAGAAGCUAGUUACAUGUCCCGGCCGCAGGUCCCUACAAGUGACCAAGAACCGUUUCGACGGAGACGUGGGCAUUUUCCCUCUGGACUUCAUCAAGUCCUCGCUCACCUUCUCAGCUCCCAUCAAGGGCAAACACAAGCUGAGAAAAGUCCCCACCAAGCCAGAGAACGAGGAGGUCGAGGGGAGCGAGGUGGCGGUGAAGAAGGACGGGGUUAAAAAGGAGAGGACUGAGAAAGCAAACAAAACAACAAAGACUUCACGACCUGUUAAGAAUCCUUCAACUGCAGAGUAAAACACCCAGAACUCAUAAUAGACAUAUUUGUAGACAAUGUGGAUUUUUACUGAUUUGUUAGUUUUACCACUUCCACAUUCAUGUUUUCAAUCAGUCAGAAAAAAUGAUCCCAAGUCAAAACUUUGCCCUGAUUUCUUUCAGAUAAAAUGAUAUAUGUUUUCAGAUGAUAUUGUUUAUUUUAUUAUAAUCUGUAAUUUAUUUCAUAAUGGAAUUAAGUUUGGCACCAGAAUGUGAAACAAUGACAAGUAAAGGGGUGAAUAUGUUCAACUUCUAUACAGUUUUAUAAGCUUUUCUAUGGACGUACUACUGUGUACUAAGACUGAAUUUCUUCCGCGUGUGUAUAAAAUCCUGAUAAACUUGUUCUUAAACUUCAUUUUCAAAAUCUACUGUGACACAAAGAAUUACUGUUUUCAUGGUAUUGUUCUCUAUAUCUGGUAAAGCACUACCACACUGUCUGAUUGCCAAGAUGAUAAAAGCACUUACAGGGCACCACCGUGCUCUCUCUGCUGACUCUUUAGGACAAUAAAGAUUCAUUGAAUAAAA
Toxotes jaculatrix (banded archerfish) is the source of this 2805-nucleotide messenger RNA. RefSeq names its product twinkle mtDNA helicase (gene twnk). Gene Ontology annotation, biological process: mitochondrial DNA replication. NCBI's taxonomy places the organism in Eukaryota, Metazoa, Chordata, Actinopteri, Toxotidae. The record is from RefSeq and is a predicted model, not a curated record. Gene Ontology annotation, molecular function: 5'-3' DNA helicase activity; ATP binding; single-stranded DNA binding. The coding region runs from base 103 to 2262 and encodes 719 amino acids. Gene Ontology annotation, cellular component: mitochondrion. The transcript has 7 exons.